This is a messenger RNA of Scleropages formosus (Asian bonytongue), 2112 nucleotides long. It is a transcript of the gene hdc, whose product is annotated as histidine decarboxylase. The transcript is spliced from 11 exons. Gene Ontology annotation, molecular function: histidine decarboxylase activity; pyridoxal phosphate binding. The record is from RefSeq and is a predicted model, not a curated record. Gene Ontology annotation, cellular component: cytoplasm. The coding region runs from base 83 to 2080 and encodes 665 amino acids. NCBI's taxonomy places the organism in Eukaryota, Metazoa, Chordata, Actinopteri, Osteoglossiformes, Osteoglossidae. Gene Ontology annotation, biological process: histamine biosynthetic process; L-histidine catabolic process.
UUGCAUAUUGUAUUUUCGGGUUUGUGAAGCUGUAUUUCAGAGAGUCUGCUUGACAGGAUUUAAUAAAACACUUUUUUCCUGCAUGCUAGGUAAAGAACUUAUCGACUACAUUACUGAAUACUUGACAAAAAUCAGAGAGAGGCGGGUGAAUCCGGAUGUCCAGCCAGGAUACAUGCGCAAUCUUCUUCCAGACAGUGCCCCAACUGAUCCAGAAACCUGGGAGAAUAUAUUUUGUGACAUUGAAAAAAUAAUAAUGCCAGGGGUGGUCCACUGGCAGAGUCCAUACAUGCAUGCAUAUUUCCCUGCACUGAACUCCUGGCCCUCUCUGCUUGGAGACAUGCUGGCCGAUGCCAUUAACUGCCUUGGAUUCACCUGGGCAUCCAGCCCUGCCUGCACUGAGCUGGAGAUGAAUGUACUGGACUGGUUGUCCAAAGCUCUGGGGCUGCCCUCCCACUUCCUGCACCACCACCCAGGCAGCAGAGGGGGUGGGAUGUUACAGAGCACUGUAAGCGAGUGUACCCUGGUCUCUUUGCUCGCGGCCAGAAGAGCCAAGAUUGUUGAGCUGAAGGAGUCGGAGACCGAUGUGGAUGAUUCUGUACUCAACUCCCGACUUAUCGCCUAUGCAUCUGACCAGGCUCAUUCCUCAGUCGAAAAAGCAGGCCUGAUUUCCUUGGUGAAAAUUCGAUUCUUGCCCACAGAUGAGCAGUUUUCCCUUCGUGGGGAAACACUGCAAGCAGCCAUUGAGGAGGACAGGAGGAAAGGCCUCAUACCAGUUUUACUCUGUGCAACUCUGGGUACCACGGGAGUGUGUUCCUUCGACUGCCUGUCUGAAUUGGGACCAGUGUGUGCCAAGGAGGGCCUGUGGCUGCACGUGGAUGCAGCGUAUGCUGGAUCUGCCUUCCUCUGCCCUGAGCUGCGUGACUUUCUGAGUGGGAUCGAGUUCGCGGACUCCUUCGUGUUCAACCCCUCAAAGUGGAUGAUGGUCCAUUUUGACUGCACUGCUUUCUGGGUUAAAGAUAAGUACAAACUUCAGCAGACCUUUACUGUUGACCCAGUCUAUCUCAGGCAUGAGAACUCUGGAGCUGCCACAGAUUUUAUGCAUUGGCAGAUUCCUCUGAGCCGGCGGUUCCGCUCACUGAAGCUGUGGUUCGUGAUGCGCUCCUUUGGAAUGAACAAUCUGCAGGCACACAUAAGACAUGGCAUAGAGAUGGCAAAGCUGUUUGAGUCCUUUGUCAAGGCCGAUCCUAAUUUUGAAGUUCCGGCCCAGAGACACCUUGGCUUGGUAGUGUUCUGUCUGAAGGCAGGCAAUACUCCUACACAGGAACUGUUGAGAGCACUGACAAAGUCAGGGGCCAUGUACCUCAUUCCAGCAGCCAUCUCCUCAAAACUGGUCAUUCGCUUCACAGUGACAUCCCAGUUCACCACUGAAGACGACAUUGUUAGGGACUGGGAUAUCAUCCGCCGCACAGCUGCUGCAGUUCUCGCUGAAGAACCCAUGGCCCAACUAAUAAACAGCACUGGGGAGCUACCGAAAACCUACAGUGGUGCUAGGGAUCAAGCUGAAGGCAAGGCAUGGCCUCAGGAAGCGAGUAUUAGAGUUACCGCGAGGCCAUUCGAAUGCAAGCCCAAGGAAGACCAAAGCGGAACCUCUGCGGAGACCGGGAAGCUCAGGAGCCCCUCUGAUAUCUUUUCUCCAGCAGGAGUUCAGAAGGUCAGACAGCCUUCUGCGGUCUACGGCUGUCUUGGUGGGCAGGACCAACGGAGGAAAACCCGCUCCCUGAGCUGCAACAGCGAACCACUGACACGGCCAAAAGACACAAAUCUUCUCAGGCUCAUAAAGGAGGGUAGUGCUAGAAAUGCAGCUUGCACUAAAGAGGGAAUUCUCUCCAAGAUCCCAGAGAGUAUGAUAAUCUUGGAGAAAAGAGCCUUGAAAAAGCUGACCAAGUACUAUAGUGUUCCCAUCUUCUCACAGUGUGGAGUUCAGUGUGGCAUAACACAGCCCUGCUGCUCGUUCAAGAACUUACAGAUUUUUAACAAGCCUUGGUUCACAUGUAAUAGAGUGAGUUCUGCAUUAACUUAAUUCUAUUAUUUAUACUGCUGCAUCCUUUCACU